This is a messenger RNA of Aedes albopictus (Asian tiger mosquito), 1212 nucleotides long. RefSeq lists its product as uncharacterized. NCBI's taxonomy places the organism in Eukaryota, Metazoa, Arthropoda, Insecta, Diptera, Culicidae. The record is from RefSeq and is a predicted model, not a curated record. The annotation marks the transcript as partial. The transcript has a single exon.
UCAUCAUCAUCAUCAUCAUCAUCAUCAUCAUCAUCAUCAUCAUCAUCAUCAUCAUCAUCAUCAUCAUCAUCAUCAUCAUCAUCAUCAUCAUCAUCAUCAUCAUCAUCAUCAUCAUCAUCAUCAUCAUCAUCAUCAUCAUCAUCAUCAUCAUCAUCAUCAUCAUCAUCAUCAUCAUCAUCAUCAUCAUCAUCAUCAUCAUCAUCAUCAUCAUCAUCAUCAUCAUCAUCAUCAUCAUCAUCAUCAUCAUCAUCAUCAUCAUCAUCAUCAUCAUCAUCAUCAUCAUCAUCAUCAUCAUCAUCAUCAUCAUCAUCAUCAUCAUCAUCAUCAUCAUCAUCAUCAUCAUCAUCAUCAUCAUCAUCAUCAUCAUCAUCAUCAUCAUCAUCAUCAUCAUCAUCAUCAUCAUCAUCAUCAUCAUCAUCAUCAUCAUCAUCAUCAUCAUCAUCAUCAUCAUCAUCAUCAUCAUCAUCAUCAUCAUCAUCAUCAUCAUCAUCAUCAUCAUCAUCAUCAUCAUCAUCAUCAUCAUCAUCAUCAUCAUCAUCAUCAUCAUCAUCAUCAUCAUCAUCAUCAUCAUCAUCAUCAUCAUCAUCAUCAUCAUCAUCAUCAUCAUCAUCAUCAUCAUCAUCAUCAUCAUCAUCAUCAUCAUCAUCAUCAUCAUCAUCAUCAUCAUCAUCAUCAUCAUCAUCAUCAUCAUCAUCAUCAUCAUCAUCAUCAUCAUCAUCAUCAUCAUCAUCAUCAUCAUCAUCAUCAUCAUCAUCAUCAUCAUCAUCAUCAUCAUCAUCAUCAUCAUCAUCAUCAUCAUCAUCAUCAUCAUCAUCAUCAUCAUCAUCAUCAUCAUCAUCAUCAUCAUCAUCAUCAUCAUCAUCAUCAUCAUCAUCAUCAUCAUCAUCAUCAUCAUCAUCAUCAUCAUCAUCAUCAUCAUCAUCAUCAUCAUCAUCAUCAUCAUCAUCAUCAUCAUCAUCAUCAUCAUCAUCAUCAUCAUCAUCAUCAUCAUCAUCAUCAUCAUCAUCAUCAUCAUCAUCAUCAUCAUCAUCAUCAUCAUCAUCAUCAUCAUCAUCAUCAUCAUCAUCAUCAUCAUCAUCAUCAUCAUCAUCAUCAUCAUCAUCAUCAUCAUCAUCAUCAUCAUCAUCAUCAUCAUCAUCAUCAUCAUCAUCAUCAUCAUCAUCAUCAUCAUCAUCAUCAUCAUCAUCAUCAUCAUCAUCAUCAUCAUCAUCA